CUCUUAAAGAGUCAUUUUCUCCCCGUAUAACCACUAAACCGAGGGAGGUGAAGAAGAAGAAGUAAAAUACUAUUCUCUUUUGAAAAUGGCUGCUUAUUGAUAAAUAGGAUUAUAUACAUACAAUUUUGAAAGAGUUUUUUUGGCAGCGUAAUUAUAAUAUAUUGGGGAGAUGGGUUCGUGCGUUUCAAUCCACAGAAACCCGGAAGCCGCGAUGAAGCUCCGUUUUUCAGUCGGGUCUUCUAAAAAGGAGGAACUUUUGAUCCCUUCUCCCGUCAAGGAGAAUUCCGAUAAAGUCAACGGCGGUGAUCGCGCCGUUUCUGACUUGCCACUCAAGUCUCGAUGGUCGUCUCCUCGUUUUCGCGACGUUGCUGGUAGCAAAGACGAAGCAUUCUUCGAUUCCCAACCAUGGUUAGAUUCGGAUUGUGAAGAGGACUUCUUAAGCGUUAACGGCGAUUUCACCCCGUCCCGUGGAAGUACACCUGUCCACCACAAAUUCUCGUCGGCAAAUGUAUCAACUAAGUCCCUCAAUAUGGAAGAAACAUUUGUCUCUGUAGAUGAAGAAUCUCCUCCCGGUAAUAAGAAGAAGAGGCUUUCGGAUCUGUUCAAAGAGAGCUUGCGCACUAACCAGUACGUAAUAGUUGAGGAAAAUGCAGCAAAAACCGAUAUUGGAGCUAACAGUACUAAUGGAGUGCUCAAAACAGAGGAAGAAUCGGUUGAGUCUGCACAGUGUUGCCUUCCGAGUUUACGCUCGAGUCAUAGCUUUGAUGAAAAGAAGAAGAAAACGAGCCCUUCUGCUGAAAGAUGAACUCUGUUGAAUUUUAUUUUUGUUGGAACUAUGUAAAUGGUGAGAGGUUUCACUCACUUAUAUGAAACAAUCAAAUACAUAUUUAUCACUCACUACAAGUACGUUUUUAUUGUAAAGCACGAACAUAUUUUGUUCUCCGUUAUGGGGAUCGUUUUUCGCGAAUAAGGAUGUGAAUGAGGUUAGUAAAAGUUAAUUUUAUAUA
Molecule: messenger RNA, 1007 nt
Organism: Erythranthe guttata (spotted monkey flower)
Lineage: Eukaryota; Viridiplantae; Streptophyta; Magnoliopsida; Lamiales; Phrymaceae
Source: RefSeq, a predicted model, not a curated record